Molecule: messenger RNA, 657 nt
Organism: Salvia splendens (bonfire salvia)
Lineage: Eukaryota; Viridiplantae; Streptophyta; Magnoliopsida; Lamiales; Lamiaceae
Product: pathogen-related protein-like
Exons: 3
Coding region: 1-657 (218 amino acids)
Source: RefSeq, a predicted model, not a curated record
AUGAAAGAAGCAGGGGAUAAGUAUAGAUCUUUUUUGCACGAUGAAGCCAAAAAUAUAGAGUGGAGACACGGUGGCCCUCCCAUUUACGACGCCGUUAACAAGCUUUUCGAGGAAGGCCGCACCAAGGCAUCUAUCUAUGAUCUAUCUAUUUAUCUAUCUAUCUAUUUAUCUCUUUUUUAUACGUAUAUAUGUAUCUAUUCUGAUCGAUGUGGACGAGGAAGAGAGGGGCUAUCCGGUGAAGAGACGCUGAAGUUGGGGAGCUACAACGCGUUGUUGAAGAGCUCAUUGCCUGAGGAAUUCAAAUAUUACAAAGCCGAGGAAGAAAGCUUUGAGUCGUCGCACGACGCAUUCCGGGCGGCGCUUCCACGGGGAUUUGCGUGGGAAGUGGUGGCGGUAUACUCAGGGCCGCCGCUCAUCGCCUUUAAAUUCCGGCAUUGGGGUUACUUUGAAGGCCCCUUCAAAGGCCAUCCCCCCACCGGAGAGAUGGUGCACUUCUACGGAGUAGGAAUUCUCAAAGUGGAUGAUUCUUUGAGGGCUGAGGAUGUGGAGAUAUACUAUGAUCCAGCUGAGCUUUUUGGUGGACUUUUAAAACAACCAAUUGUUUCCAAUUCCGACCAACCUCAAAACUGCCCAUUUCAACACCACAAAACCUCUUAA